UGCAUAUCCAUCGUGGGAUCAUCGGGAGACGAUUUCGGCUCAUUCAUCGGAACGGAUAGCUGUCGGUGCUCCAAACAGUGAUGGGACUCCAGACGUGCAGGGUCGUUUACACCGCACGCGACAAGUGACAGCGGAUGCGCGAGUUGUAAUCGUCGUGACGUAAGGUGCGAGUUCGCGUGAACACAUCGCGAAUAACAACAAUAACAAAUCGAGCCUACGACGAAGCGAAGAAAACAAAAUGUCACGAGCGGCAGCGAUAGCUGUCAAAUUGCGUUCCAUCUGUAACGAGGCCGCGAAAUACGGUAUAUAAACGCGCAAAUGACAAGCCGUAAGAUGAGAACGGGCCAGCCGCGGUCGCGCGAUGGUCGUGUCCUUUAACCGAUACCUGCCGGUGAUCCUACCGGAGAUCGAGGACAGCGAGUCCGGUCGAAGCGCCGUCGUGAACGGGAUCGAGCCGCUGGACGCGGGCUCGAAGCAGCGCGCUUCCUACGUCACGGAUGAGACGGUCGCGAGGGACUGUCAGACGGCCAGCAUCUGCGGCGGUUGCCCGACAACCACGACGACGACGGCGGCGGGUACGACGGCGGCAGGAGCAGCUUCCGUGACGACGCCGGCUGUCACGGUGCCGCUAUGCGUCCUGGGCGAGGUGCAGCUGCGCUUCCUCUGCCCCGACGACCUCGAGGAGGUGCGCUCGCUCUGUCAAGAUUGGUUCCCCAUAGAUUAUCCUUAUUCAUGGUACGAAGACAUUACAAGCUCAUCAAGGUUCUACGCACUUGCAGCGGUAUAUGGUGGAGUAAUAAUAGGGCUGAUCGUUGCAGAGAUAAAACCCUAUGCCAGAUUGAAUAAAGAAGAUCGCGGAAUCUUGUGUUCCAGUCUAGGAAAAAAUUGUCUAGUAGGUUAUAUACUUAGCUUAGGAGUACGUCGCGCAUACAGGAGAAAUGGAAUAGCUUCGUUGCUGUUGGAACAAUUGUUGGCUCACGUUACCGCUCCCGAACGUUCCUCUGUAAAGGCAGUCUUCCUACACGUGCUCUCUAGCAAUGCUCCUGCUAUAUUGUUUUAUCAGAGGUGUCAUUUUCGGCUGCACAGUUUUCUUCCAUAUUAUUAUUCGAUACGGGGAAAGUGUAAGGACGGUUAUACGUAUGUUCUCUAUGUUAAUGGAGGACACGCACCGUGGGGAAUCUGGGAUUGGGUGCGUCACUUGGCCGGCGCGAUGACCAAUCUUGUACCAUGCAGAGUACCGCGUUGGAUAUGGCAACGUCUUCUAUGGGCAACCACCAUUCUUUCUUAUCACAGAUGAUACAUUUUGUGAUUUAUCAUGUUCCAUGUAUGUUUAUUUUUCUUUUUUGGAUUUUAACACUAUAUGUGCAUCAAAGUGCCAUACAUUUAUUCAUUUUUGUAAAAGAUUUAGUUAGCGACAGAAUUCUAUAUGAUUUUAUUAUUAGAUCAGAGCUGAUGCAAAGUUAGAAACAAAUAUUAAUCCGUCAUCAAUGUCAAUAAAUAUCUAAAUUUGUCUAAAAUUUGGGGAAAGCAAAGACUACAAAGUAUCUUAGCACAACUUUUGUUACCAAGGAUUACUAGUUGUUGAAAACUAUUACUAUAACAGUAAUAGUUCAAAAUAUAUAACUGCCAAAAAUAAUUUGCAUGUUAAUUAUCUUCCAUUGUACUUUUAAAAAUAUAGAGUAGAAUCAUUUUUAAUUAAACUUAAAGAACAA
This is a messenger RNA of Nylanderia fulva, 1712 nucleotides long. It is a transcript of the gene Naa60, whose product is annotated as N-alpha-acetyltransferase 60. Gene Ontology annotation, biological process: N-terminal peptidyl-methionine acetylation. Gene Ontology annotation, molecular function: histone acetyltransferase activity; protein-N-terminal amino-acid acetyltransferase activity. Lineage: Eukaryota; Metazoa; Arthropoda; Insecta; Hymenoptera; Formicidae. Gene Ontology annotation, cellular component: Golgi membrane. The record is from RefSeq and is a predicted model, not a curated record.